AUGUCAGAUAAAGGGAACAAGCCAAAAGACUUCGAUGGAACGAGGUCAAAAUACAGAGAAUGGAUCUACAAAUGUCAUAUAUACAUUCUAGCCAACCUGACCAAGUAUGACACGGACAUGAACAAGACACUCAUGGUCCUAUCGUAUAUGAGGGAAGGAACAGCUUCACUGUUUGCACAAAAAUACUACUUCGACAGAGAACUUCGGGAGUACAAAGCAACGGAAACCAAAAAAACAUGGGGAAUGUUUAAAGACUUCUUGAAAGAAUUAGCCACCGCAUUCAAAGAUGAAAGUCUCGAACAGAAGGCGAGACAGAAAUUAUUCACGAUGAGAAUGGGAAAGCGAUCAGCAGACAAAUUCGUCACGGACUAUCUCAUGACGGCAGGAGAAAGUGGAUUCGAUCUCGAAUCUACCGUUGAUUAUUUCCACCGAGCCAUACACUUGGAAAUCCUCAAACAAAUCCACAGACUCCCUGAUAUGCCGACAACCAUGGACGAUUAG
Molecule: messenger RNA, 501 nt
Organism: Heterobasidion irregulare TC 32-1
Lineage: Eukaryota; Fungi; Basidiomycota; Agaricomycetes; Russulales; Bondarzewiaceae
Exons: 1
Coding region: 1-501 (166 amino acids)
Source: RefSeq, a predicted model, not a curated record